This is a messenger RNA of Cooperia oncophora, 1446 nucleotides long. The record is from the annotation of a GenBank genome assembly. Lineage: Eukaryota; Metazoa; Nematoda; Chromadorea; Rhabditida; Trichostrongylidae.
UCUCGUUCGCGUUCUCGCUCACGGUCUCCCAUAAAACGAGAGACGACAUCACCUCCAACCAUAACACAAAACAAUAAUUCGGCAGCUUCUGAGCCCAAGGUCAAAAUAAAUCCUUUCACACGAAUGCCAUUCAGCAAGAAAUAUUGGCAAAUUUGGGAAAAGCGUAAGAAUCUGCCCGUUUGGGAGUACAAAGAGAAAUUUAUGGAAGUUCUUCACAACAAUCAAUGUAUGACUCUUGUCGGAGAGACAGGUUCUGGAAAGACCACACAGAAUACCGCAAUGGUGCGUAGACUAUGUCCGUCAAAAAGCAGUACCUGGACAACGACGGCUUGUGGCAUGUACUCAGCCAAGAAGAGUGGCUGCUAUUUGGGACAGGAAGUCGGAUAUUCUAUUCGUUUCGAAGACUGCGUCAGUGCACAAACUAUACUGAAAUAUUGUACCGAUGGUAUGCUACUGCGUGAGGCGAUGAAUUGCCCAUUAUUGGAUGGAUAUGGUGUUAUAAUUCUUGACGAAGCUCACGAAAGGACGCUCGCAACAGAUAUCCUCAUGGGGCUGAUAAAGGAAAUCGUGAAACAACGUUCUGAUAUCAAGAUCGUCAUCAUGUCCGCCACACUGGACGCAGGAAAGUUCCAGAAGUUAUUUCGAAAACUGCCCAUUGAUGGCUGUCCCAGGACGGACUUCACUCCAGAACCGGAAAAAGAUUACCUAGAAGCUGCAAUUAGGACUGUGAUACAGAUUCAUGUAUGCGAAGAAACUGAAGGGAGAUAUUCUGCUCUUUCUUACCGGCCAAGAGAAGCAUGUAAACGGAUAAAGCGUGAGAUUGACAACCUCGGUCCGUCGGUUGGUGCAUUGAAUUGCAUCCCACUGUACUCAUCACUUCCUCCGAAUCAACAGCAACGGAUUUUCGAGGCGGCGCCCCCUAGUAGACCAGGAGCGAUAGGACGCAAAUGUGUUGUUUCAACAAAUAUUGCUGAAACUUCACUCACCAUCGACGGUGUUGUGGUUGUGAUCGAUCCAGGGUUCUCGAAACAGAAGGUUUAUAAUCCGCGAAUUCGAGUCGAAUCGCUGUUAGUUUGUCCGAUCUCCAAAGCGAGCGCUAUGCAACGUGCUGGUCGUGCCGGUCGUACGAAACCAGGAAAAUGUUUCCGAUUGUACACAGAAAAGGCGUAUCAAGAAGAAAUGCAGGAGCAAACAUAUCCUGAGAUUUUACGGUCCAACUUGGGAUCAGUAGUGCUGCAACUAAAGAAGCUCGGUAUAGAAGAUCUCGUUCAUUUUGAUUUUAUGGAUCCUCCAGCUCCUGAGACACUAAUGAGAGCCUUGGAGUUACUGAACUACCUCGCAGCUAUUAACGAUGAUGGUGAACUGACGGAACUCGGAUCGUUAAUGGCAGAAUUCCCUCUUGGACCCACAACUAGCAAAAAUGCUUAUCAACGUCAACAGAACUGA